AUGUCGCAGCCAGCUGGUCACGAGGAAGCUGCACUUCCUUCCAGCCCCCUGUCUGGAGGGGCCGUGGCUUACAACCAGAUCAACAAGGAAUUGCAGCCGCUGCCGGCCAUGAAUCUCAAUAAUGCUGCCGUGAUCCCUCCUGCUUCUUCUCGAGUUCGAGGCGGCAGCGAUAGACUGUUUGCCCUCGAGUUAGAGGAUGGCACUGUCUACCAGGGCUACAGCUUUGGUGCUGAGAAGAGCAUUGCGGGAGAAUUGGUCUUCCAGACCGGUAUGGUUGGAUAUCCUGAGUCCAUCACUGACCCGUCCUACCGCGGUCAAAUUCUGGUCAUCACAUUCCCCCUUGUGGGCAACUAUGGUGUGCCCUCCCGAGAGACCAUGGACGAGCUGCUGAAGACGUUGCCGAAGCACUUCGAAUCGACCCAAAUUCACAUCGCGGCUCUUGUUGUUGCAACAUAUGCUGGAGAGGAUUAUUCUCAUUUCCUUGCCCAGUCGUCCUUGGGACAAUGGCUCAAGGAACAGGGUGUUCCUGCCAUCCACGGUGUCGACACUCGGGCUCUUACCAAACGCAUUCGUCAGAAGGGUAGCAUGCUUGGCCGUAUGCUGCUCCAGAAGGCCGAGUGUAUCAAUAACGCGGUAGACUCAUUCCCCACGGAGAAGAAUAGCUGGAGAUCUUUUUUUGAGCAGACUGAAUGGGUCGAUCCUAAUAAAAAGAACCUUGUGGACGAGGAGUUUAUGUUAGUCUCCAUUCGGGAACCUAGCCUCUUCUCCCCUCCUCAAAGUGUUGCUCUCAAACACCCUUCCGGCCGGCCAGUCCGCGUUCUCUGCUUAGAUGUUGGAUUGAAGCUCAACCAGCUACGUUGCUUGCUCUCUCGUGGUGUCGAAAUAUUGGUUGUGCCUUGGGAUUAUGAUUUCCCCACUCUUGCUGGCAAGGACUACGACGGUCUUUUCAUCUCGAACGGUCCUGGUGACCCCGCUACCAUGUCCACAACAGUCAAGAAUCUGUCCAAGACCCUCCAUGAGGGACGCAUUCCUGUUUUUGGAAUUUGUUUGGGCCAUCAGCUUAUUUCGCGUGCAGUCGGCGCCCAGACUAUAAAGAUGAAGUUUGGUAACCGUGGCCACAAUAUUCCUUGCACCAGCAUGGUGACCGGAAAGUGCCAUAUCACCUCUCAGAACCAUGGAUAUGCUGUUGAUGCAACAACUCUGCCCGAAGGCUGGGAGGAACUGUUUGUGAACGCAAAUGAUGGUAGCAAUGAGGGUAUUAGGCAUGUCAGUCGGCCCUUUUUCAGUGUGCAGUUCCACCCUGAAAGCACCCCUGGCCCUAGGGAUACAGAGUUCCUUUUCGAUGUGUUCAUCAAUAGCAUCAAGGAUACCAUUGCUUCAGCUGAAGCUCUUCGCAAGCCUGUGUCCUUCCCUGGUGGUACGAAAGAAGAGAACAUCGAGGCAUCACCUCGCGUCUCUGUUAAGAAAGUCUUGAUUUUGGGAAGUGGUGGUCUGAGUAUUGGCCAAGCCGGAGAGUUUGACUAUUCUGGAAGUCAAGCUAUUAAGGCUCUGAAGGAAGAAGGAAUUUACACCAUCUUAAUCAACCCCAACAUCGCCACAAUCCAAACGUCUAAGGGUCUCGCAGACAAGGUGUAUUUCCUUCCCGUGAACGCAGACUUCGUGCGUAAAGUCAUCAAGCACGAGCGCCCGGAUGCAAUCUACGUAACUUUCGGUGGCCAGACUGCGCUGCAAGUGGGUAUCCAGCUCAAGGAUGAGUUCGAAAGCCUGGGAGUUAAGGUCCUCGGUACGCCCAUCGACACAAUCAUCACGACUGAAGACCGUGAGCUCUUCGCUCGAAGCAUGGAAUCGAUUAAUGAGAAAUGUGCCAAGUCUGCAUCGGCUUCCAGUUUGGAAGAGGCUUUGCGUGUUGUGGAAGAUAUUAAAUUUCCCGUUAUUGUCCGUGCUGCUUAUGCUCUUGGAGGUCUCGGCAGUGGUUUCGCUGAGAACAUGGAUCAGCUAAAGGAUCUUUGCACAAAAGCUUUUGCGGCUAGCCCCCAAGUCCUUAUUGAGAAGAGUAUGAAGGGCUGGAAAGAAAUCGAGUACGAAGUUGUCCGAGAUGCAAGAGACAACUGCAUCACAGUUUGUAACAUGGAGAAUUUCGACCCUCUUGGUAUCCACACUGGCGACUCCAUUGUCGUGGCUCCUUCGCAAACCCUUUCGGAUGAGGACUAUAAUAUGCUGCGUACCACUGCCGUCAAUGUUAUUCGCCAUCUUGGUGUUGUCGGAGAGUGCAAUAUUCAGUAUGCUCUUAACCCAUUUUCAAAGGAAUAUUGCAUUAUUGAGGUCAAUGCCCGUCUGUCGAGAUCAUCUGCCCUUGCUUCAAAGGCCACUGGUUACCCUCUUGCUUUCAUUGCUGCCAAGCUUGGUUUAGGUAUCCCUCUAAACGAAAUCAAGAAUUCCGUCACCAAGGUCACUUGUGCAUGCUUCGAGCCUUCUCUUGACUACUGCGUUGUUAAGAUCCCUCGUUGGGAUCUUAAGAAGUUCACCCGUGUUUCGACUCAGCUUGGCUCCUCGAUGAAGAGUGUCGGGGAGGUCAUGAGCAUUGGGCGAACAUUUGAAGAGGCAAUCCAGAAAGCAAUUCGUUCCGUGGACUUUAACAACCUUGGCUUUAACGAGACAAACGCCCUCAUGUCUAUCAAGGGUGAAUUGCAGACUCCUUCCGACCAGCGUCUCUUCGCUAUUGCCAAUGCCAUGGCUGCUGGAUACAGUGUCGAUGACAUCUGGAAGCUCACCCAGAUUGACAAGUGGUUCCUUAGCAGGCUGAAGGGUCUCAGUGAUUUCGGAAAACGCAUGGCUAACUACAAUGCCACAACUGUGCCCAAGCCGCUUAUUCGACAGGCCAAGCAGCUGGGUUUCUCCGACCGCCAACUUGCUACUUUCCUUAGCUCUAACGAGCUUUCAAUUAGACGACUGCGUGUUGAGGCGGGCAUCAUCCCUAUUGUCAAGCAGAUUGAUACAGUUGCAGCUGAGUUUCCCUCAGUAACGAAUUAUCUGUAUCUCACGUACAAUGGUUCGGAGCAUGACGUUGCUUUUGAUGAUAAGGGUAUUAUGGUUUUAGGAUCUGGUGUCUACCGGAUUGGUUCUUCUGUCGAGUUUGACUGGUGUUCUGUGCGAACUAUUCGCACCCUUCGUGAACAGGGUCACAAGACUGUCAUGGUAAACUACAACCCUGAAACCGUCAGCACUGACUAUGAUGAGGCGGAUCGGUUGUAUUUCGAGAACAUUAACUUGGAAACCGUACUGGAUAUCUAUCAGCUGGAAUCCUCUAGCGGUGUGGUUAUUUCCAUGGGUGGCCAGACUCCAAACAACAUCGCCCUUCCCCUCCACCGCCUUAAUGUCAACAUUCUGGGUACUUCGCCGGAAAUGAUUGAUGGUGCUGAGAACCGCUACAAAUUCUCCCGGAUGCUUGACCGCAUCGGUGUUGAUCAGCCGUCUUGGAAGGAGCUCACUAGCAUUGAAGAAGCUACCGAGUUUUGCAACAAGGUCGGAUACCCAGUGCUUGUACGGCCCUCUUAUGUGCUCUCAGGAGCCGCCAUGAACACAGUCUACUCUCAGCAUGAUUUGGCUUCCUACCUGAACCAGGCCGCUGAGGUUUCGCGUGAGCAUCCUGUUGUUAUUACCAAGUACAUCGAAAAUGCCAAGGAGAUUGAGAUGGAUGCUGUGGCCCUGAACGGAGUCAUGGUUGGUCACUUCAUCUCGGAGCAUGUUGAAAAUGCCGGUGUUCACUCUGGUGAUGCUACAUUGAUCCUGCCGCCCCAGGAUCUGGAUCCUGAGACCGUUCGCCGUAUCGAGGAGGCUACUAGGAAGAUUGGAAAUGCCCUUAAUGUCACUGGUCCGUAUAACAUCCAAUUCAUUGCCAAGGAUAACGACAUCAAGGUCAUCGAGUGCAAUGUCAGAGCUUCUCGAUCUUUCCCAUUUGUGUCGAAGGUCAUGGGUGUUGAUCUGAUUGAAAUGGCAACCAAGGCUAUGAUCGGCGCUCCAUUCGCUGAAUACCCUCCUGUGAACAUUCCUAAGGACUACGUUGGAGUGAAGGUUCCCCAGUUUUCAUUCUCCCGACUUUCGGGAGCCGAUCCUGUUUUGGGUGUUGAAAUGGCUUCAACCGGAGAAGUGGCUUCAUUUGGCCGUGAUAAAUAUGAGGCCUACCUCAAAGCCCUCUUAUCCACCGGAUUCCGCCUUCCGAAGCGUAACAUUUUGUUUUCUAUCGGAUCUUAUAAGGAGAAGUUGGAGAUGUUACCCUCAAUUCGAAAGUUGCACCAGAUCGGGUUCAACCUCUUUGCUACCGCUGGAACGGCCGACUUCCUGAAGGAAAAUGGCGUUCCUGUCAAGUACCUGGAAAUUCUUCCAGGCGAGGAGGAAGACAUUAAAUCCGAGUACUCUCUAACUCAGCAUUUGGCCAACAAUCUUAUAGAUCUUUACAUCAAUUUGCCAUCGAACAACAGAUUCAGACGUCCUGCAAACUAUAUGAGUAAGGGUUAUCGGACACGCCGGAUGGCUGUGGACUACCAAACUCCCUUGGUGACAAAUGUCAAGAAUGCGAAGAUCCUGAUCGAAGCGAUUGCCCGCCAUUAUGACUUGAACGUGCGUACCAUCGACUAUCAGACUAGUCACCGCACUAUCAUUCUCCCUGGACUGAUUAAUAUUGCUGCUUUUGUACCCGACUUGAUGAAACUUGGUUCUAAGGAUUUUGAACUUAUGACUAAGGCUUCGAUUGCUGCUGGGUUCAGCAUGGUGCGUGUCAUGCCUGUAGGUGUUGAUGCGUCUGUCACCGACGCUCGUGCCUUGAGGGUUGUCCAACAGAAUGCACAGAAUGCUGCCUGCGACUUCAACUUCUCCGUGGUGGCAAAUUACAACAACUCGGAGCAGAUUGGCCAGGUGACUGGAGAAGUGGGAUCCCUCUUCAUUCCUUUCAACCACCUCUCUGGAAACGUUAGCAAGGUUGCAGCUGUCACCAGCCAUUUUGCCUCAUGGCCUUCAACUAAGCCUAUCGUCACAGACGCCAAAUCGACUGAUCUCGCAUCGGUGUUGCUGUUGGCAAGCCUGCACAAUCGCAACAUCCACGUCAUGAGCGUUACUUCCAAGGAGGACAUUGGUCUUAUUGCGCUCAGCAAGGAGAAGGGUCUGAAAGUCACUUGUGAUGUUUCUAUCUUUUGCCUUUUCCUUUCGAGGAGCGACUUCCCGGAAUGCAGCUUUUUGCCUUCCGCUGAGGACCAGAAGGCUCUAUGGGAACACCUUAGCACCAUUGACGUCUUUUCUAUUGGCAGUAUCCCAUUCCAACUUGCUGGUGACAAAGCUUCCCCAGUCGUCGGUAUUGCUGAGUCCCUGCCAUUGCUCUUUACUGCGGUGUCUGAAGGUCGCUUGACUGUAGACGAUAUCAUUGCUCGGCUUUACGAGAACCCUAAGAGGAUCUUUGAGCUCCAUGACCAAGCAGAUAGCUCGGUUGAGAUUGAAAUCGAUCGUCCUUAUCUGUACCAGAGCGCACAUUCCUGGUCUCCUUUGAACGGAAAGAACGUGAGAGGCUCUGUCCAGCGUGUUGUCUUCCAAGGAAGGACCUCUUGUCUCGAUGGUGAGAUCAUUCCUGAUGCUGUUAAGGGUACGGAUAUGUCUGGUCACCGGAUCGUGCCUGCAUCGCCUUCUAUCAAAGCCCUGUCGCCCAUGGUUCAGGCUGACAGACGGCUAUCGAUUUCUGGCACGCCUAUCCGGCCUGUGCGCAGGACGCUGGAUCAAGUGGUAGCGCCAACUGAGCUUGGUCCGCCUUUGUACGCUCCAGUGCCUCAAGCUUCGUCUUCUCUCCUUGAGAUGUUGUCGCGGUCCCCAUUCAAGCAAAAGCACGUCCUUUCUGUUAAGCAGUUCACCAGAGCUGAUCUGCAUCUGCUUUUCACCGUGGCCCAAGAAAUGCGACUUGGCGUCCAACGGCAGGGUGUUCUCGACAUUUUGAAGGGCCGCGUUCUCUGCACUCUCUUCUACGAGCCGUCUACGAGGACUUCAGCCUCUUUUGAUACCGCUAUGCAGCGUCUGGGAGGUCGGACUGUGAUCAUUUCGACCGAGCAGUCGUCCACAAAGAAGGGCGAGACUUUGCAGGACACUCUCCGUACCCUUGGUUGCUACGGAGAUGCAGUCGUCCUCCGACACCCUGACCCAACCAGUACUGAAACUGCUGCCAAGUUCUCACAAGUCCCAGUGAUUAACGGCGGCAAUGGUAGCGUUGAACACCCUACCCAAGCCUUCCUUGAUCUUUUCACUAUCCGUGAGGAACUAGGAACAGUCACCGGCUUGACCAUCACCUUCACUGGCGAUCUUCGGUACGGACGUACUGUUCACUCGCUCAUCAAGCUGCUCCAGUUCUAUGAUGUUCGGAUUCAGCUUGUGGCUCCUAAGGACUUGUCUCUGCCGGAGGACGUCCGUCAGCAAAUCCGUGCCUCAGGACAGCUUGUUUUGGAGUCGGAGGAAUUGACCCCUGAGAUUGUCGCCCGCUCCGACGUUCUGUACUCCACUCGCGUGCAGAAGGAGCGGUUUGCCGAUCUUGAGCAGUAUGAGCGCCUCAAGAACAGCUUCGUCAUCGACAAUGCUCUCCUGAAGCAUGCCAAGAGCCACAUGGUUGUGAUGCACCCUCUGCCUAGAAACGCGGAGAUUGCCGAGGAGGUCGAUUUCGAUCAACGGGCGGCUUACUUCCGACAGAUGAGAUAUGGCCUCUACUGCCGCAUGGCUCUGCUUGCAUUGAUUAUGGCGCCUUAG
Messenger RNA from Aspergillus tanneri, 6771 nucleotides. Its product is annotated as bifunctional carbamoylphosphate synthetase/aspartate transcarbamylase. Gene Ontology annotation, molecular function: metal ion binding; carbamoyl-phosphate synthase (glutamine-hydrolyzing) activity; ATP binding. Gene Ontology annotation, cellular component: cytoplasm; cytosol. The record is from RefSeq and is a predicted model, not a curated record. Gene Ontology annotation, biological process: 'de novo' pyrimidine nucleobase biosynthetic process; L-glutamine metabolic process; UTP biosynthetic process. NCBI's taxonomy places the organism in Eukaryota, Fungi, Ascomycota, Eurotiomycetes, Eurotiales, Aspergillaceae. The transcript has 3 exons. Bases 1 to 6771 code for a protein of 2256 amino acids.